GGUGGGGGGAGCGACCGCCAUUGUCCGCUGCUGAGGUGAGGCGGUCGCCCAGUCCGUGGGGUUGCUGCUACUGCUGCUGCCGCUGCCGCUGCCGCUGCCGCUGCCGCUGGCCGGGAGGUCGGGAGAACGGGUGGAGAGAGCCGACGCCUACACUCGCGGCGGGCGCGACGCCAGGGCAGGUCCCUCGGCCCGCCUACGGCCUCGCGGCCGCGCUGGAACAACUGGGCGGGCCUGGGUGAGCCCUGCGCGUCGGGCCUUUGUCCUCCGGGCGGGAACCCCAGACGCACGGGCGAGCCGGGCCGAACGUCCCCGGCGAAGCAAACGCGAGCUUGUUAAGUCGCCCGCGAAGAGCGGCGGGCACUGGCCCUCAGGGGUGCGAGGCCGGUGGUUGCGAACCAGUUGCAGGCAAGAGUGCAGAAUACUCAGUGUGCCGACUUGGAGUUCGGGCGCAGAUCCCGGUGCCCCUGGUGCCCAGUGGGCGUCCCAGCGCUUUGUGCACUCUCCCAGGAAUCCGCAGAGCUCUGCCAAUGGGCGUCGGGCCCUCAGAGAGGUGGGUAUUGCAGUUGCUUUCAGUAAUCACCCAAAUCCACUGCUCCUGGGCAAGCUCCUGGUGGAUUAAUCCUGCAGGAUGGCAGCCAUCAACCCGUGGGCUUCGUGGGGUAUCUUUACGGACCAGUCCUGGGGGAUGGCGGCUGUUGACCCGUGGGCCUCCUGGGCUCUGUGUCCUCAGGACUCUACCUGGUGCGUGGAGAAGACCCCUGAGGAGAGAAGGAGGGCCCCCAGGCUUCCGACAGCCCAGGCCCAGGAACCAGUGACCUUCAAGGAUGUGGCUGUGGACUUCACCCAAGAGGAAUGGGGGCGGCUGGACCCUGUUCAGAGGACCCUGUACCGUGAUGUGAUGCUGGAGACCUAUGGGCAUCUGCUCUCUGUGGGGAAUAAGAUCGCCAAGCCUGAGGUCAUCUCCCUGUUGGAGCAAGGAGAAGAACCGUGGUCGGUGGAGCAGGCAUAUCCUCCUCAAGGCACUUGUCCAGAAUGGGUGAGAAAUCUUGAAAGCAAAGCGUUGAUCCCAACACAGAGCAUUCUUGAGGAGGAACAGUCCCAUAGCAUGAAGUUGGAGAGAUACAUAUGGGAUGAUCCUUGGUUCUCCAGGUUAGAAGUUUUGGGAUGUAAAGACCAAUUAGAAAUGUAUCACAUGAACCAGAGUACAGCUAUGAGGCAAAUGGUCUUCAUGCAAAAGCAAGUACUGUCUCAAAGAGGCGCUGAGUUCUGUGAACUUGGGGCAGGGUGUAGCCAGAGACUAAGCAUUGUUCCAUCUCAGAAAGUUUCUCAAAUAGAACAUUUCUAUAAGCCUGAUACAAAUGCUGAAAGUUGGAGAUGUAACUCAGCCAUAAUGUAUGCAGAUAAGAUUACCUGUGAAAAUAAUGAGUAUGACAAAGCCUUCUACCACUCCAUGCAACCUGUUCACCCUGCAAGGGUGCAAACUGGAGAUAAUCUUUUCAAAUGUACUGAUGCUGUUAAAUCUUUCAAUCAUAUACUGCAUUUUGGUGAUCAUAUGGGAAUGCAUACAGGAGAAAAACUAUAUGAAUAUAAGGAAUGCCAUCAAAUCUUUAACCAGAGCCCAUCAUUUAGUGAACAUCCAGGACUUCAUAUUGGAGGAAACCAGUAUGAUUACAAAGAAUAUGAGAAUAUCUUUUACUUUUCAUCCUUUAUGGAACAUCAAAAAAUUGGUACUGUAGAGAAAGCAUAUAAAUACAAUGAAUGGGAGAAAGUCUUUGGGUAUGACUCAUUCCUUACACAGCAUACAAGCACUUACACUGCAGAGAAACCCUACGAAUAUAAUGAAUGUGGGACGUCUUUUAUCUGGAGCUCUUACCUUAUCCAACAUAAGAAAACUCAUACUGGAGAGAAACCCUAUGAAUGUGAUAAAUGUGGAAAAGUUUUUAGGAAUCGUUCAGCCCUUACUAAACAUGAACGGACUCACACUGGAAUCAAACCCUAUGAAUGUAAUAAAUGUGGAAAAGCCUUCAGCUGGAAUUCUCAUCUUAUUGUACACAAGAGAAUUCAUACGGGAGAGAAACCUUAUGUAUGUAAUGAAUGUGGGAAGUCUUUCAACUGGAACUCCCAUCUUAUUGGACAUCAGAGAACUCAUACUGGAGAGAAACCUUUUGAAUGUACUGAAUGUGGGAAAUCUUUCAGCUGGAGCUCCCAUCUUAUUGCCCACAUGAGAAUGCAUACUGGAGAGAAGCCCUUUAAAUGUGAUGAAUGUGAAAAAGCUUUUAGGGAUUACUCAGCCCUUAGUAAACAUGAAAGAACUCACUCUGGAGCAAAACCAUAUAAAUGUACUGAAUGUGGAAAAUCCUUCAGCUGGAGCUCCCACCUUAUUGCCCAUCAGAGAACUCACACAGGAGAGAAACCCUAUAACUGUCAGGAAUGUGGCAAAGCAUUCAGAGAACGUUCAGCCCUCACUAAACAUGAAAUAAUUCAUUCUGGAAUUAAGCCCUAUGAAUGUAAUAAAUGUGGAAAAUCAUGCAGCCAGAUGGCUCACCUUGUUAGACAUCAAAGGACUCAUACUGGAGAGAAGCCCUAUGAGUGCAAUAAAUGUGGAAAAUCCUUCAGCCAGAGUUGCCACCUUGUUGCCCAUCGGAGAAUCCACACUGGUGAGAAACCCUACAAAUGUAAUCAAUGUGAAAGAUCCUUUAACUGUAGCUCUCAUCUUAUUGCACACAGGAGAACUCAUACUGGAGAGAAACCAUAUAGAUGUAAUGAAUGUGGGAAAGCAUUUAAUGAGAGUUCUUCCCUUAUUGUACAUCUGAGAAACCAUACUGGAGAAAAACCCUACAAAUGUAAUCACUGUGAGAAAGCUUUCUGUAAGAAUUCUUCUCUUAUUAUUCAUCAGAGAAUGCAUAGUGGAGAGAAACGUUUUAUAUGCACUGACUGUGGAAAAGCCUUUAGUGGUCACUCAGCCCUACUUCAACACCAGAGAAAUCAUAGUGAAGAGAAACUCUGUGAAUUGAAUUGAUGAGAGAUUUUUCUUUUAUUGUACAUUUGAUAACACAUUGAAAAAAAACCUAUAAGUAUAAUCAAGAGGGGAAAUUUUUAAUACUAGUUCAGUAAGACUUCUCCCCUUAUUAAUCAGUAGAAAUUAUCAUCGUAGAAGAAACCUGUGAAUGAAAAGAAUAGGCAAAAGCCUUCCACAGUUGUGUAGCCUUUAUUUAACAUCAAAUAAUUACAGUGAAGAGGACACCAGGAAUCCUACUUGAGCAACAUGAACGUAGGGAAUGAGACAUCUUUUUGUAAGAGAUCUCAACUAUUUGUGGAUCAGAGUGCAUUGUUAAGGGAAAAACUUUAUCCUAGGAAAAGUGUUUCAACUAGAAAUCCGCUGUUUUGCAUCAAGCUGGAAUAUUGGAUGGAAGCUUUACAAUAACAUUUUGUGUAUCAUUAUGGAAACACAGAUUGUGCUAUUAUAAGGGGAGGGUCUGGGUGCCCUUUAAGGAAUAGAAUAUGGAAUACUAAACCUGAAUUUAAGGGAAAAAAAAGUGUUGAAUGGGAUAUCUACUGUUGAUUGAGAUUAACCUUAGAAAAGAUUAGUAAAUGAGAUUACUAAUGAUGGAAAGGUAUUGCCCAUAAGUAUGAGACUGAUGUUGUUGGAACAAAAGGUGAUACUUAAUAACCCAGUGUGUCAGUGACCAUGGUUUACUCAUUACUGCAUUGUUGGACAAUUAGUUUGUAAUCUGUUUUAGGCAGUCACUGUAAGUUAUAAUUAUGGAUACUGAGUCAAUAUACAUAACAAAAAAAGGAAUAAAAAGGACACAAAAUUGUAUAUACAUAUCUACUAUAACAUCUAAAAAGUGUAUAUGCAUAACGACUGGAAAGACCCAUGGAUAAAUUAACCCAGUUAAGGUUUUUUUUUAAGUUUUACAAACACAUACAGCACUUAUCACGUGCUAAACUUUGUUUUAAAUACUUUUCAAAUAUUAACUUGUUCAGUCCCCUUAAUUCUAUGAGAUAGGUACUAUUAUCCCAGUUUUACAAAGGGAGAAACUGAGGCAGAAAUCAUCAGAAACCUACCUAAGGACACACAGCUAGUUAGGAAUAGAAAGAUUGUUUGGCUCCAGAGAUUGUUUUAACCACUGUGUUGCACUGCCUCUGCAGUGAUUUUUUUUCCCCUAAUGUUUUUUUUUUUAAAUUUUGUCCAGUGUUCUUAUAGUAGAUAUUUGAUAAUAAAAAUCAAAUUCCUAAACAA
Messenger RNA from Lagenorhynchus albirostris (white-beaked dolphin), 4243 nucleotides. RefSeq names its product zinc finger protein 606 (gene ZNF606). Gene Ontology annotation, molecular function: RNA polymerase II transcription regulatory region sequence-specific DNA binding; DNA-binding transcription factor activity, RNA polymerase II-specific. The transcript has 8 exons. Bases 629 to 3019 code for a protein of 796 amino acids. NCBI's taxonomy places the organism in Eukaryota, Metazoa, Chordata, Mammalia, Artiodactyla, Delphinidae. Gene Ontology annotation, cellular component: nucleus. The record is from RefSeq and is a predicted model, not a curated record. Gene Ontology annotation, biological process: regulation of transcription by RNA polymerase II.